ACUAACUGCUGAACGGACUCUUUUCGUAAGUCAAAAUCCAAACAAACCAACCGAACCAAAAGCAGACGGAAAAACCGACAAACAAAAAAUAACUUAACUGUUUUGGUUUUCCAUUUCUUCGACAAGAAAAAUCCUCGAUUAAAAAUUUGUAAUAUUCAAAAUGAGUGUGAUGAAUCCAACUGAUUGGGACGAUACACUCUUGGUCAAGGCCUACGAAAGCUCUCUUAAAUUGGCCCAAGAAGAAUUGGCACGCCGCAUCGCACGAGCAACGAAUGGCAAGAAAACACCAUCAAAUUCCCUUAAAGAAACGGCUGCUUCUGCCACUGCUGAACAAGAGCCCACUGCGUGCACAUCCAAUUCCAAGCCAUACGAUGACGAAAAUCCAAGUUUUAUUAUCGGUGACUAUGCCAGAGCAACAUAUGACGAUGGAGUCGACUAUGAGGGAAAGAUUAUUGCCAUGAACGAAGAGCAAGGGACUUGUCGAAUUUGCUAUAUUGGCUACGAGAAUGAGCAAGAAGUUCGCAUCUGCGAUUUGGUUCCAUCGUGGGGAAAGAAAGCCCGUCGUAUGCAGUACAAUCGGGCUAAACAAGAAUCGGAAACAAACGAGGCUGCACCUAGCGGCAGCGACCAUAAGAAAACCAACAAACCGCAGUUUCCCAUGGCUCCCAAUGGAUUUCCCAUUGGAGCCAUUCCUCCCCCACCACCUAUGCCUCCGAUGCUAGGUCAAGGACAGUGCGAAAACUCAGAACACCUCUCUGCCAUGUUGAUGUCCUGGUAUAUGAGUGGUUAUUAUACAGGAAUAUAUCAGGGCAUGCAAAUGGCCAAAACAAAUUCCAAGCAGCAGAAGAAGUAGUCCCUCAUUCGUUACUAAUGUUUUAUUAUUUCAUUGUAUAAUUAAAAAAAAAAAGUUCUAAAUAAAAAACAAACAAAAUAUAAUUGAA
Molecule: messenger RNA, 941 nt
Organism: Eupeodes corollae
Lineage: Eukaryota; Metazoa; Arthropoda; Insecta; Diptera; Syrphidae
Gene: Smn
Product: survival motor neuron protein
Exons: 2
Coding region: 161-853 (230 amino acids)
Source: RefSeq, a predicted model, not a curated record